UUCCAGAGUGGGAGGUACCGAAAAAGUUUGACAGCUUGUUUAGUUUGUGGUUUCGGCCGUUUGCGAAGGAGUUUUCAUGGUUUAUGGAAGGUACUCUGGAUUUAUUUCAUGCGUAGCUCUGACCUGCUGGACGCAAAGCCGAAGAAUCGCUACGAAACGCCGAUUUAGACUAGCGACCAGCCCGCAAAGCCGGAGAGUUGUCAACUCGUUGAUCUACUUUACUCAAUCACUCCAGAACUUCUGUCCGUAAAAUCGGGGCGGCGGACAGUGCACAACUGUACAUCGUUGUGGAAAUUACUUUUAAUGAGUCUGAGAUCGUGGGAGAGGUAUUCGACCUACAGAAGGCCGGGGCAUCCACGAUUUUUUUCCGUGCAUGUCUGUUUUUCAAGUCCCGAUGGACCAUCGGGGAUACCACGUCCGCCCACGCGGGUAGACUGCACUUGGCUGCCGUAGGCGUGUCGGUGAGCUGGCGGUGAAGUUCACGGCCAAACACGCGCCUGCUCCGCGGGAGGCCAGACCGGAGGUCCUGGUGUACAGACAGGGGCGAACGUUACACGGAAAGUAUCCAAAUCCCCUCAGGAUUCACCGGCCAAUUUUUUUUCGUUUUUCCGUAACCCGGCCGGGUCGCUGCGUUCCAGGUUCGGAGGUAAACUCAGGACAGAUGGGGUUUGAAGGAAGCUAGCUUCCGCCUGGCACGAGGAAGAAUUUAGCGGUGGUGCGUGCACGUACCCACACCCGCAUGGCUCGUACAACUGAAGGAAGAGGCGUAUAUAACUCAGCGAACUGUUUGUGAACGUCUGAGUGACACGGGAAAUGUCUGGAGAGAUCUCAAGUUGGUGCGGAAAUCACGCACGUCUGAGCCUCUGGGCGGGAAGACUGAACUAGACAUCGCAGGAAACCGGCGCUGUUGUCCCACACCCCAGCACUAACGGACAUAUCUAUAAGCUUCAUCUACAGAACUUGCCAACAUAGAAGCAGCUGACAGCUCAAGAUACGACGUCUACAGCAAGAGAAAGGUUCGAGAAAGUUGCUUUGGGAUUGAAGAGGGAGCCAUUCGGCUGUACACUACCGUAGGCUUAGCUGACAUUCGACCUUCAUUAGGCUUAUUUGUUUUGAGACCCCUUUUCCGAUUACCGAGCCGGCGGCGCCUACAGUAGUCUCUGGUUGCCGGUGUUUUUGUGUGCCGGUCCCCUGGUGGAACGAUCUUCAGGCCGAGGAAAAGACCCUGACGGCCUAACCCAUUAGAGACCACCGCCAACACGUGCCGUAAGAAAGGCGAGACACCACCUUGUAAAACGGUUUGUGGUAACGCCGUCACGCCCUGCUAUUGUUUUCGGUGUGAAAUUGUCUCGAUUUUUGUAGCGGAUGGAGAUUUGAUUUACUCUUGCUGUCGACAGCUGGUGUUGACUGUUUGUGCUGUAAUCAGCUCGUUAUUUACCACGACCCGGUCUCCACUCGGUACAUUACUGGCAUUUCUAUCCGGACAGGCAGUUGUCAAGGGACCAGCAUUCCUGCCAUUCCCGCUAAAUCAGCAGUGAAGUUUGUGGAAGAACGUCCUGGAUAUGUUACAGUAACUCGUAGCUGCUACUGUUACCGUAACGUGAAAGUCUAUCCCUGCAUUUCUGGCAGCUGAAGAGAUUGGAAGAAAAAAUCCACAGGCUGAAAGGAAGACACCGAAUAGAUAGAGGCAGCUCCAGGAUUUGUUACCAGGAUUAAUUAACUGUUUCCUCAGCCUUGGCGAUUAAUCAUUGUAUCCAGAGCUGACUGACAGAAGAGAGAGAUCUAGCAGUGGACAGACAAACAUCUAUAGCCUGUUCCUGCCAUCUUCUUUUGCUAAAGAGAGAGAGAGAGUUUACUACAAGUACAACAUGUCUUCCUCGUGGUUGUUGGUGUGUGUGUUGAUGGUGUGUCAGUUUCCUGGCUUCCAGCCUGAGCUGGCCAGUUUCUCUGAAAAACUUGUGGCCCAACAUGCGGAGGGAAGCUCUCCAGAGGAGCUGGAAGAACUGCUAGAGACUCCGUACUUCGAACUGUAUGGAAAGGGUAAGGAUGCGUACCUUGAUGAGGAAUGGGAGCGCUGUGUCUGGUACAUGGAGAAGGCAGUCAUGGUUCAUAAACACGUGGCCGCGCACAAGUUCCGCUGUCGCCAGCGCUGCUUCAACCAGACUGUGGAGCCCAGCUUUGAGGGACACUCGACUUUACAGAUGAUGCGUAAGUUCAUGAAGCGAGCGGCGUGUACCGACCGUUGUGAGCAGGCCAGUCUGGGGGGGAUGCGGUGGGAGGGGGUGAAUGAGAUCCAGCAGGAGAUGGACAGCAGGGUCCCCUAUGACUACAUGCAGCUCUGUUACUACAAGUUGGGAGACCUGCAGAAAGCGGCUGCCUCUGCCUACACCUUCCUGCAGAUGAACCUGAACCAUGACAUCAUGCGAGCCAACAUCGCCUUCUAUCGGCAGAUGGAGGAAGUGCAGCAGGAGUGGUUCAGGGACAGGGAGAAGAACCACUGGAAGGAGGCUCUUGAGGGGGCUGUCAAUUCAGUGCUUCAGGCUUUAAACGGUUCCUGGGACAUGGACCCCGAUGUCCCCAAUGUGAUCCGCGUGCAAAGUUCGCGCAGGUUCAUGGAUGGGAUGGACCACUACCUGAUGAACCAGUUUGAGGAUGCGCGGGACAGCCUGGAGGCUGCGCUGGAGCUGUGGUACCAGGAGUACGGGAAGUGCCGCUCCUCGUGUGAGCGCCCAAACAACAUGGACAUCAAGAGGAACGACCUGUGGAUGUCACUUACUGAUCGCUAUGUGGAACUUUUGCUGUGUCGGCGGAACUGCAUCGUCCGGAUGUCCCACAUAGAGGGACGAUUUGUGGAGCAGCUACUCGCCAACAUGUUCCACUAUCUGCAGUAUGUGUACUUCCAGUUGAAAGACUGGCCCAACGCGAUGCGUAACGCUGCCACGUACCUGAUCUUCUACCCCACGGACCCCAUGAUGACCCAGAACGUGGACUACUUCCUCUCCCUGUCCUGGGCCAGUGAGGACAUGCUGGAGGUGCGACCAGAGGCUGCAGCCGUGUACGAGGUGGUGGAGUUAGAGCGCAAACUGCUACAGGACAUCCAGAAAAACUUCGGGGAUGAGUACGUCAUUGAAGGCCUCCAUGGCAAUGCCUGGUACCAGGAUGAGCCCAAUGCCUCCCCACCCAGGCCUAAUGAAGAGGAGGAAGAGGAAGAAAAAGAUGAAGAAUAUGAAAAGGAGAUUCUUGAAGAUGGGGAGGAGGAAGCCCAGCCGCGUGUGACCAAAGAUGUGCGGUACGGUUACAACAUGCCGGGGGUGACGGUGGUGAAGGGACCGCGGGACCUGAAGGGUCCCAAACGCAUGGUCGCAGACGGGAUAGCAUCGGAGGAGGAGUGCAAGAUGUUAUCCCAUCUAGCCAAGGGAGGCACGGAGGGGAACGGAUACGAGGGCGACAAACACGUGCACACAGAGUUCGAGAGGUUCGACGGACUCACAGUGCUACAAGCCGCAGAGCUUGCGAAGAGAGGUCUGGUGUCUGUGGACCAUGCUGAGAUGUACCUGAACCUGAGUAACAAGGCACGGCGGUACGUACACGGGUACUUCCACAUGAAGCAUCAGCUGUUCUUCACCUACACACACCUGGUCUGUAGGACAGCCGAGCCUUACUCGACAGAUGACAGGACAGACCUGAGUCACCCCAUCCAUGCAGACAACUGCCAUCUUCUCCCCGAUGGGUCCUGUCCUAAAAAACUGCCGGCUUUCACCUGGAGAGACUGGAGUGCAAUCCUGUAUCUGAAUGAGGGGUUCAAGGGAGGAGAGUUCAUCUUUACACAUGCAAAUGAGUCUGUACAGUCAAGUGUAAAGCCUAAGUGUGGCAGGCUGGUGGGGUUCUCUGCUGGUGAGGAGAAUCUACAUGGCGUGAAGGCAGUGGUGAAGGGUAGGAGGUGUGCCCUGGCCAUGUGGUACACUCUAGAUGAACGUUACAACGAGGUGGAACACUACCAGGCCAGGAAAAUUCUACAGACCCUCAAAAAACACAGGACGAAGGCAAGCAAGGACAAACCAAAGGAAGAAUUAUAGCCAUUGGAACAUAGGAAAAUUAUAUUUGAAAAGUCCUACAUUCCAAUAUUGUUAUGGAUGUGUCACAAAGUUGUAUAUAUAUUGACCUAAUGCCUCUUUUUUUUUUAUAAAAAUAUGCAGCUGGUCCAGUACUAUUUCCUUUACUUGGAAAGAGUUUUUCUUUUAAAUUUUAUUUCCCAAACAUGCCUAGAUUCAGGUACAUGUAAAUGCAGUAUGGAUGGCUUGGGCCUAUAUUUUCCUACAUCAAUGUUAAUUUUAGGCAUAGAGAGAACAAAGAAAUAUACAAUCUUUCCUGCACUACCACAGUGACUAAUCUAUAUCUUGACUAUCAACCAUUUAACAGCAAUAUAUAUUAUAUUUCUAUAGGAAAUUUGUCUGUAAAUAAUACAAAGCUUUUAUUGUAUCAUAAAGUCAUCCCUGUAUAUGGUGAUUUUAUCUAUUAUAUAAUUCUAUUUGUAUAAGAAGUGACAUAUGCAGUACUGUUUAUCCUGUGUGUUGCAUUUGUAUAUGAAGCACUUUAUAAAGAAUUUUACAAAGAAGUGUUCCUUUUUUCUCCAUUAUAUAAUGAUUAUCAUAGUAUUUAAUGUAAUCAUGUUUUCAUGAGUACAGACCAGGUAGCCACAAAUUGACCUCGAAAGCAGCUUCUAUUGUGAUACAAAAUGUAUAAUUUUUUUCAGUCAGUAUACAGUUUCUCAACACUUUGCUGUGAC
Branchiostoma belcheri (Belcher's lancelet) is the source of this 4786-nucleotide messenger RNA. Its product is annotated as prolyl 3-hydroxylase 2-like. Lineage: Eukaryota; Metazoa; Chordata; Leptocardii; Amphioxiformes; Branchiostomatidae. Gene Ontology annotation, cellular component: endoplasmic reticulum. The coding region runs from base 1869 to 4076 and encodes 735 amino acids. The transcript has 15 exons. Gene Ontology annotation, biological process: collagen metabolic process. The record is from RefSeq and is a predicted model, not a curated record. Gene Ontology annotation, molecular function: procollagen-proline 3-dioxygenase activity; L-ascorbic acid binding; protein binding.